ACAAUGCAGGGUUCGGAGAGAAAACAGAAAAUUCUUUUGGCCUCAUAACUCCCACCCCAGGAGUGUCUUGGGCGAGAGCCAAAUAGUAAAUAGUCCUUCGGGAGAGGGGAAAUGCAAGAGAAGACUGGGAACUGGGGGCCUGCAGAGGCGUCGGCGUUCGCAUGUCUCUGUGUGGCUGCAAACGUCUGGCCUGUUGCUUGUAACAGCUCCGGGAUUAAACACUGGGAGUAGAUAGCCAAGGGAACGUACAGGAUUUGAGGAAGCCCCGAUCUACCACUGUCAUCCCCCCCACCCCCCAGUCUCAUAAGCACUGUUAUUUGCUGGUGCCUGGUUCCGUGUUUUCCGCUGUCUGGAAACUCUGAGUACCUCCUUCAUCCUCUGCCCACUUACCUUUCUGAGUGGCCUCACUCCGCCUGCUCCUCUUCUGAAAAGAACCCAAAACACAUUCCCUUCCAUUUGAAAUUAGGAAAACACGGGAAGGACGUUGACAGCAGGACCAAAUCGGCAUUCAGAACUACGUUUGCUGGGUGCAAUCUGCUUAUUAUACCUAUUGCCUUUUUAUUAUUAUUAUUUCUUGUUUUUACAUCUCUGCCUUCUUGCGUAUUUACAUGGACUCCUCAGUAAAGCCUUUCAGUACGAAUCAAUAAGAAUCUGUCCUUUUCCGGUUGACGUCUGCCUUCCCUGGCUUUCACCGAUGGGAGGGGGAUAUUUGUGGGAGCGGCUCAGCGCCCGGUGAGCCUAACGACCCUCCUGGCCCGGAAUUUGGCAAAGCCUAAGCUCCACACUUUUACAGGCAGAUGGUUAAGUUCUCCCAGGUUAGUGCCAGGUUUCAACGUCAUGCUGUGAUUUUGUUCUUCUGAAACAGGACGAGCGUUGCUUCCCAGAGAGGCCCUAUUAGAACAGAAAGAAAAUCUUCUAAAUAGGCAGAACAAGGCAUCAGGAGGGAAAGUUCUCUAAAUGCACUUUAAUACAACCGGGUAUUGUGUAGAAUUCAGCGCCCAACACCGUUUAGCCGGAGAGUUAUGGCAGUGAUUGGGGAUGAAUAGAGAAACAUAAUGGAUACAUGUGGCGUUUGCUCAUUAUAUUCAAGUUAGCCUAACUCCGCUGUGGAAACUGUUCAACUUUCUCUCCCCUUAGCUUGUCACAGUGAAAUAAUACAGACAUCGGGGCCUCCAAUGGGAUCGCCCGCCACGCCAUUCUAUCUCCACUGCUAACGAGGGCUUCAUAAGCCUUUGAUACAGACUGAGCUUUGAAACCUUUCCAGAUCUCCUCAAGCUUAUGCUAAAUCCUAUUUGGAACUUUUUUUUUCCUUUCCUGCUAGCGCCAGGACUUAAGAAAGCCAUUUGGGCAGUGACACGCAUACUAACAUAUCGUAGGGCUCUUUUCUGAAAGGGAAAAGGCAGCUGUGAUUACCGGGGCUCACACGAGCAAAACACAGUUGCGUACACAAAUUUGAAUAAAAUCCAUUUUUCCUCAUCCUUCAGGCUUUUUCAUCGACAGGCUGUUCCUGGCGUCGUGGGAAGCUGAGAGAGAAAAGGAAGCAGAGCCUCACUCCACAGAGCAAGCUCAGAAUCCUCAGAGCCUUUCCACAUUAAAAGGAUUGUCAGAGGCUGGCGGAGGAGCGGUGUUAUAGAGCAAGGCGACCAUUGGCUGCCAGGCUCGGGUGAUUUGCAUAGAGGCGCAUAUAAAGGCGGAGGCGGCUCGCAGCGGCGCAGCUCUCGCUCAGAGAAAGGAGGGAGAAGCGCAGAGUGAGGGCGGGUCCGCGCGUCCUCAGAGCCUGCCGGAGCCGGAGCUGCAGCCCGCAGACUUCUCCCGCGCAGGGCUUGCAAAGGACGUGCUCCUGGGAAUCUGGGACUCACGCCCCGACCUGCAAAACAGCCAAGACCCUCCUCUUUGGCCUUUCGAAAUAGCAUUUGGGGCUGGCGGCAUGAGUCCUGUGAGGCGCGGGGGCAUCCCUUGCCUUUUCCCCUUGCAGCUCUUCAGCCUCUGCUGGGUGCUUUCAGUGGCCCAGAGCAAGACUGUUCGAUACAGCACCUUCGAGGAGGAUGCGCCCGGCACGGUAAUCGGGACCCUGGCUGAGGACCUGCAUAUGAAAGUGUCUGGAGACACAAGCUUCCGCCUGAUGAAGCAGUUCAACAGCUCUCUGCUCCGGGUGCGCGAGGGCGAUGGGCAGCUGACCGUCGGGGACGCAGGCCUUGACCGUGAACGGCUGUGCGGCCAAGCCCCGCAGUGCGUGCUGGCCUUCGACGUGGUCAGCUUCUCGCAGGAGCAGUUCCGGCUGGUGCACGUGGAGGUGGAGGUGAGGGAUGUCAACGACCACGCGCCGCGCUUCCCUCGGGCCCAGAUCCCAGUGGAGGUGUCCGAGGGCGCGGCGGUGGGCACGCGCAUCCCCCUGGAGGUGCCGGUGGAUGAAGACGUGGGGGCUAAUGGUCUGCAGACCAUGCGCCUGACCGAGCCCAACAGCCCCUUCCGCGUGGAGCUGCCCUACACCGUGCGAGUGGGCGACGAGAACGACAACGCGCCGCUCUUCACGCGGCCGGUAUAUGAGGUGUCGGUGCGCGAGAACAACCCGCCCGGGGCCUACCUGGCCACGGUGGCCGCGCGGGACCCAGACCUGGGCCGUAACGGCCAGGUCACCUACCGCCUGCUAGAGGCCGAGCUUCGACUUGAGGUGUCGGUGCGCGAGAACAACCCGCCCGGGGCCUACCUGGCCACGGUGGCCGCGCGGGACCCAGACCUGGGCCGUAACGGCCAGGUCACCUACCGCCUGCUAGAGGCCGAGGUGGGCCGCUCCGGGGACGCCGUGUCCACUUACGUCUCUGUGGAUCCGGCUACCGGGGCUAUUUAUGCACUGCGCAGCUUCGACUACGAGAUGCUGCGCCAGCUUGACGUGCGGAUCCAGGCCAGCGAUAGCGGCACCCCUCAGCUUUCCAGCAGUGCGCUUGUGCAAGUCCGCGUGCUAGAUCAGAACGACCACGCGCCGGUCCUGGUGCACCCCGCACCAGCCAACGGCUCCCUAGAGGUAGCAGUUCCUGGGCGCACUGUAAAGGACACAGCUGUGGCGCGCGUGCAGGCCCGGGAUGCAGACGAGGGCGCCAACGGGGAGCUGGUGUUCGACCUGCAGCAGCAGGAGCCACGCGAAGCCUUCUCCAUCGGCCGCCGCACGGGGGAGAUCGUGCUCACCGGAGACCUCUCGCAGGAACCUCCGGGCCGCGUGUUCAGAGCUCUGCUGGUCAUAUCCGACGGCGGCCGCCCGCUCCGCGGCGCGCACGCCGAGCCCUAUGGUGCCUCCCCGGGCUUCGGAAAGGAGCCAGCACCCCCUGUGGCGGUCUGGAAGGGACACUCAUUCAACACCAUCUCUGGCCGAGAAGCAGAGAAGUUCAGCGGCAAAGACAGCGGCAAAGGGGACAGUGAUUUCAACGACAGUGAUUCCGACAUCAGCGGGGACGCUCUGAAAAAGGAUCUUAUCAACCACAUGCAGAGUGGACUGUGGGCGUGCACUGCUGAGUGUAAGAUCCUGGGCCACUCUGACCGCUGCUGGAGCCCAUCGUGUGGGGGACCCAAUGCUCACCCCCCACCUCACCCGCCAGCCCAGAUGUCCACCUUCUGUAAGAGUACGUCCCUGCCUCGGGAUCCUGUGCGUAGAGACAAUUACUACCAGGCCCAGCUUCCCAAGACAGUGGGGCUUCAGAGCGUCUACGAGAAAGUGCUGCACAGAGACUACGACCGGACAGUCACCCUGCUCUCCCCGCCCCGUCCAGGGAGGCUCCCAGACCUGCAGGAGAUCGGAGUGCCCCUCUACCAGUCUCCCCCUGGCAGAUACAUGUCCCCAAAGAAGGGAACCGAUGAAAAUGUGUAACCCUAUGCUGCAUGUCUUCACACACAUAUACAGGUCACUCUGAGAAGCCCCUAAGUUAUUGACCAGUUUCAGUGUUGUAUAUAUAAAUAUGCAAGAUGUGCCUUAAAAUGAAGUUGUUGGAAGCUAUUUCCAAUCACAUUGGUACUGUUUGGUAUUUGCAAACAAAAAAAAAUGUAGUUUAGGUAAUUUUUAUGAAAUGUGUGCAGUAUUUAAUUUUUCUUAUCAUGCUAUUGAGUUUAAUUUCAAUUGCAGCUUGCCAUUUUCUUAGUGUUUUUAACCUGUACAUUGUGUAAUGUAAUGUUUGUAUAUAAUGAAAUUUUGUUAUAUUUUUAUAUAAUAAAAAGCUAAAGUGGAAAUUAUUGCCAAAGGAACUGUCUGUAGGACAAAAAACAAAACACAUUGGAAUAACUUAAUGGAAAUUUAUCUUUCACCAGAAACCACCUAGUGUUUGAGAAAGUUUGCCUUGCCAAGUAUAACUUGUAUACCUUGAGUCUGUGGUAGAUUUCAAGUUCAAUGUUACUUAAUUACAUUUGGUUUUCUGUAAACCAUGUCACUUAUAAGCACAGUAA
Molecule: messenger RNA, 4428 nt
Organism: Fukomys damarensis (Damara mole-rat)
Lineage: Eukaryota; Metazoa; Chordata; Mammalia; Rodentia; Bathyergidae
Gene: Pcdh8
Product: protocadherin 8
Exons: 7
Coding region: 1928-3859 (643 amino acids)
Biological process (GO): homophilic cell-cell adhesion
Cellular component (GO): plasma membrane
Molecular function (GO): calcium ion binding
Source: RefSeq, a predicted model, not a curated record